CUCUACACUUGUAUCUCUAUUUCUGCCCUGCAAACUGGUUUUUCGAGGUUCCACAUAUAUGCGUUAAUAUACGAUAUUUGUUUUUCUCUUUCUGACUUAACUUCACUCUGUAUGACAGACUCUGUAUGACGUAGAUCCAUCCACGUCACUACAAAUGACCCAAUUUCGUUCCUGUUUAUGGUUGAGUAAUAUUCUAUUGUAUAUAUGUACCACAUCUUCUUUAUCCAUUUGUCUGCUGAUGGGUAUUUAGGUUGCUUCCAUAUCCUGCCUAUUGUACAUAGUGCUGCAGUGAACAUUGGGGUGCAUGUGUCUUUUUGAAUUAUGGUUUUCUGUGGGUAUAUGCCCAGUAGUGGGACUGCUGGGUCAUGUGGUAAUUCUAUUUUUCGUUUUUUUAGGAACCUCCAUACUGUUCUCCAUAGCGGCUGUAUCAAUUUACAUUCCCACCAACAGUGCAAGAGAGUUCUCUCUCCUCCACACCCUCUCCAGCAUUUGUUGUUUGUAGAUUUUCUGAGGAUGCCCAUUCUGACCGGCGUAAGACUUAGCUUUGGAACCAAACCCUUCUGACCACCCAAGGCCAAGCACAGUUUUUCGGAGCAAAUCUCAAACAGAGGUGCGGGAAAAGAGGACGAGCAGCCCUUUAAACCAUGUAAGUAAACAGUUGAAAAGUUAAGAAAUUAAUAGUUUGAAUUAAAAAUAUGUCUGCCAUGAUUCCUAAAAAUAUGAUGGAUCCAAUACUGUUAGCAUGGACCUCUUUUUGGUAGAUUUUCUAAAUCUCUCUUUUCCUAAUUAUCAAAUGUAUUCAGGAAAGUCUUUGACUUAGUAGUGCCCAUUUUUUAAGGGUUCUGACAUUUAAGUUAAAUUUCACUAAUAUGGUUGUAGUAUAAAGAUCUGCCUUAAAUUCUUUUGCCUUAUUUUUUUGAUCUUAUUUUUUAACCAAAGGAAUAAAAGUAUAACAGGUAAGUUAAUUUUUAGCACUGUCCAUUGACUUCUUGUCAUAGCAGGUGAAAGCUUAGCUUCUUCGGUCCACCGUGACGUUAUUUCCCUCCCUGUGUUCCCUCAACGUGUAUCAGUUUUUAUGAAAUCAGAAUCAAUGUUUACAUUACUACGACUCUGCAAAUAUUGUGCACUGCUGAGCCAUAUAGUUCUCUGACUGUGCCUCCUCCUUGUACGCCCUUCAUUCUUCUUCUUCAAUAUUAAUGAAAUUGGAGCCCUUCUGCACUUCUCUAGGAUAACCCAAUCCCCCUUUUCCUAGCCAACGUGAUCUCACACAGCCAAAUGCAGUAAGUAGCUCCCUGCCCGGUCUCCCUGCUUUCACAUUCUUCAUUUUUUCUGUGGAAUUAAUUUCCUGACUAUAUUCACUUGCCUGUUUUCUAACAGCUAUUUUUUUCCCCAAAUGUUUUAACAUUUGUCACAUGCCUAUCAAAAAUAUUUUCCGUCUACUAAGCCACAUCUGUUCCAUUUUUUUCUUGGAGACACUUUUCCCCAAUCUUUUGUCUUCCUACUCCCAUAUAGACUGGUGUUCCCCUAGGCCUGCUCUAUGCCUCUUUUCCUGGGAUAUCUGUGUGAAGUCAUCUGGGAUCUCACAUAACUCUGCUCUCUUAUGUUGGAUCCCCUAUGUCCUAGAUUCUGUUUCCCUCUUGUCUUGUUAUACUUCCUUGUUUUACUGGAGCACAUUUUCGUGGGAAAAGGGCACAUGGGCAGAAAGUUUAUAGAGAUCUAGCCUCUUUGAAACUCCUUCUAUUUGAUAAAGUAUAGAAUUCUCAGUUGAAACUAAUUUUUGCAGUUCUAAAGACACUUCCCUCUCAUCUUCUCAUUUACACUGUUGCUCUUAAACCUGUUGACAUUGUAUGGUACAUUGUACAUUACCGAUUGUAGUCAUUUCCCCCCAUCCCUUCCUUCUCGGGAACCUUUUAGUACCUUCCCUCUCCCUGGGAUUUUGAAAUUUCAUAAUUUGGUUUGGUAUAGACCUUUUUUGUGUGUUUCUUUGACAUUCUGUUUUUUUCUUCCAGGUUCCUAUUAUUCGGAUGUUGGAAGUCUUAGACUUACCAGAUCGCUAACUUUUUUCCCCUCCUGCUUUGCAUUUUGUCUUUUUGUCCUGCUUCCUGGAGAUUUCCUUGACUGUGCUCUAAUCCUUCUAUUGAAUAUAUUGUUUUGUCUACCUUAUUUUCAAUUUAUAGAGUUCUCUUAUAUCCUGUCAUUCUUUUUUUCACUGGUGCAAUUUCAAGUUUUCAUUUGCUCCUGAGUUCUUAUCACUCCCAUCAAUUCCUUCUUCCUGUUUUGUUUUGUGUUUUUUUAAAGCAUCCUUAUAUUUUAUUUUAUUUAUUUAUUUUUUGGCUGCAUUGGGUCUUGGUUUCUGCACGUGGGCUUUCUCUGGUUGCGGUGAGCUGGGCCUACUCUUUGUUGGGUGCGUGGGCUUCUCAUUGCAGUGGCUUCUCUUGUUGCGGAGCACAGGCUCUAGGGCGUGUGGGCUUCAGUAGUUGUGGCUCAUGGGCUCUAGAGCGCAGGCUCAGUAGUUGUGGCGCAUGGGCUCAGUUGCUCUGUGGUAUGUGGGAUCUUUCUGGGCCAGGGCUCGAACCCGUGUCCCCUGCAUUGGCAGGCGGAUUCUUAACCACUGCGCCACCAGGGAAGUCCCAUUCCUUCUUCCUGUUUUGAUCUCUUACUUGUUGGGGGCUUCCCUCAAACGUGUGAUGGUCCUUGGCUGUCUGUUAAGAUCUAAUUGGAAGCAUCACUUGGACAACUCGUUAACUGAUGGGCCUCACUGCAAGGAUUUGGGGACCACGCCUCUGAACCCUGAGCCUGCCUUGGGUUCUGUAAGACGAACUGGUUUUCUUGUUCCUGUCCUAGUCACUCUCCGUAUCUCCAGGGCAGCUUACUAAAAAGUAUAGCUCAUGCUCAACAAUAUUUCUAGAUGACAGCACAGUCAGCCAGCCUCAUCUUAGAACCACAGUAAAACGUAUGACCUUAGCAAUAUAUUACCACAUAAAGAACAGAGAUGCAGAUAGAUCCUUGGAUAUUUUUGAUGAGAGAUUACAUCCACUCACACGAGAAAAGAUGCCAGAGGAAUACUUCGAGCAUGAUCCUGAACACAAAUUCAUUUACAGAUUUGUUCAUACUCUUUGUAGUGCCGCACAGCUAACUGCUGAAAGUGCAGUAGUAACUUUGGUUUACUUAGAAAGGCUUUUAACUUAUGCUGAGAUCGACAUUUGCCCCACUAACUGGAAAAGAAUUGUUUUGGGAGCCAUUCUUCUUGCCUCCAAGUUUUGGGACGAUCAGGCUGUAUGGAAUGUGGACGACUGCCAGAUCCUCAAGGACAUUACAGUUGAGGACAUGAAUGAGAUGGAAAGGCACUGCCUGGAGCUACUUCAUUUUAAUAUUAAUGUUCCUUUCAGUGUGUAUGCCAAAUACUACUUUGACCUUCGCUCCUUAGCAGAUGACAACAACCUGAAUGUUCUAUUCACUCCUCUUAGCAAAGAAAGAGCACAGAACUUAAAGGCCAUUUCCAGAUUGUGUGACGACGAAUACAAAGACGUGUGUAGAGCUGCUAUGAGAAGGUCUUUCAGCGCUGAUAAUUUCAUUGGUAUUCGGCGCUCCAAUGCCAUCCUCUCUUAAGGGAGAAGUGAGGGGUUGUAACAUCAUAAACCCCUCGAAACAAGGACUGGAGAAAUAGCACCUCUCCUGCUCAGAAACCAGCAAAGUUAGUAUUUUCACCUUAAAGAAAGACAUUGAAUUCAAGAGACUCAUGGACAAGCGAAGAUUAUGCUCAUAGGAAAGAACGGGACCUCGUCAAUGUAACACGCUCUUCUGUCCUUUUUAUUGUAAACAGAGUUACAAAAACCACUCCAAAGCUAAAAGCUCCCAAUCCAUGCACAGAUAUCUGCUCCCAAUCGACACACAGAUAUCUGAUAGCUGAGAACUAUGUGAGGUUUUUUAAUUAAUAGCUUAAAUUUUUAGACUUUAAAGACUUUAGACUUUAACUAUAUAAAGACUUUUAACUAUUUAAA
This is a messenger RNA of Balaenoptera acutorostrata (minke whale), 4001 nucleotides long. RefSeq names its product cyclin-Y-like protein 1. Bases 2956 to 3609 code for a protein of 217 amino acids. Gene Ontology annotation, cellular component: mitochondrion; plasma membrane. The record is from RefSeq and is a predicted model, not a curated record. The transcript is spliced from 10 exons. Gene Ontology annotation, molecular function: cyclin-dependent protein serine/threonine kinase activator activity; protein kinase binding. Lineage: Eukaryota; Metazoa; Chordata; Mammalia; Artiodactyla; Balaenopteridae. Gene Ontology annotation, biological process: regulation of canonical Wnt signaling pathway; apoptotic signaling pathway; regulation of cyclin-dependent protein serine/threonine kinase activity.